GAGCGCGCGCGCCGACGUCAGUCAGAGUACAGAACGGAGCGGGAUCCUGGCGGCCACUCACGCAGCCAAGAGGACCUCUUGGGAACAAUUUUAGCGGCUUCUUCCUUGAACGCAACACGAAAAUUCACCAAUGUCGGACGGUAACGAAGACGUCCCGACGUCUGAGGAGACGCUGGUGGAAGAACAGGAGGUUCAGGAUAAAAUGACCAAUCCAGAAAAAGCAGAGGAGGCCAAACUGAAAGCCAGAUACCCAAACUUGGGAAAUAAACCAGGGGGUUCCGAUCUGCUGCGUAAACGUCUUCAGAAGGGGCAAAAAUACUUCGAUUCGGGCGACUACAACAUGGCCAAAGCCAAGAUAAAGAACAAGCAGCUGCCGACGGCGGCGGCGCCCGAGAAGACGGAGAUCACGGGGGACCACAUCCCCACCCCGCAGGAUCUACCCCAAAGGAAACCCUCCCUGGUGGCCAGUAAACUAGCAGGCUGAUGGCGCCCUGCUGCAACUCAAGAUCAUGUAACAUGACCCCUCCCACUCAUUACAAGACCACCUGUUUACCCACUCAGCAGGAAAUGCUGCUUUGCCAGCUCUUGUAUUCCACUUCAUUGUCCCUCCCUUUCCCUUGCCGUGUAUAUUUUCCAUUUGUCUUUAUUCUUCUCAUGUAAGAUACACUGAAAGACAGCACGCCAUUGAGGGCAAAAAAGGCCAUAAGGCGGGAAAGUGUGUUUGUGUAUAUAGUACAUUUCAUUUUGUUAGGCACCAGGGCAGGCAUCAGCCUUUUAGCAUUUUACAUCCCAUUUGUAUUAUUGUUCAUUAUAUUUAUCUGUCAAUGAAUGCAGGGUUUUCCUCAAACUUAAGAAAUCUAGCUGCUCUCCAGAUUUCUAUGAAGGGGUAUUAGGGCCAAACAAAGGAGAGGAAAAAAUAGGAAAAUCAAGUCACAAUAUUACAAAUUGAAAGUUCAAAUAUUACGAGCAUAAACAUUGUAAUACUACAAGAACGAAGUAAUAUUUCGAGAAUAAAGUCAUAUGUUGUAAUUUGUGAAAAGAAUAAUAUUACAAGAUUAUUUACGAGGAAAGAAAUCGCAAUAUUACGAGGUUAAAGUCAUCACUUUUCUCGUAAUAUUGUGACUUCUUAUAAUACAAGUUUCUACUCGUAAUAUUAGGUAAAGUUACCUAACAUUACAACUCUCUCGUGAAAUUACGACUUUAAUCUUGUUAUAUUAGGUAAAGUUGCGUAACAUUAACAGCUUUUUUCUCGUAAUAUCGCGACUUUUUUCCUCAUAGUAUUACUUUAUUCUCGUAGUACUUUUUCUUUCGUUGUUUGGCCCUAAUGCUGCGUCAUAGAUUUCAAACCUGCUGAAAUGCAUGAUACAAUGUAACUUUGGCUCACCAACACUUUCUUGUCUUAGCAUCAAUGAGCGUGAAUGUCUUUUUGCGUCGUCUGUCUGGUAUUUCACAUAUCUAUUUCUCGCGCUAAAUUAGCUCCCUGUAUGCCAUGAAAUUCAACGCCGUGAUAUGAACGUAGGCUCGAAUGCUUUGAUUUCUUUUCAUUUUGAAAUUGUUUGUGAACCAAAAUUUCACUGUAUUUCAUUACAACACACACUCACUGUACAUAAACUAUUGACGAAGCAGACAUGCUAGAAUUUUAAUUUCACAUUUUCUAAGUUAUGUCUUACAGCUUUAGUCAAAAAUUGAAUUUUGAAAAAUUGAUUUGUUUAGACUUUAGAAUUUGAAGGCAAUGAUAUUUUAAACAAAUUGGCUUAAGGCAUAACAGUGGAAAUAGUGAAAUCAUGUGAAUACUUUCCUGAUGCACUAUACAUUGAAAGAAUUAUCUAUGAUCAGUAAAAUCGCUUACAGAACAAAAAAAUGACCCUAACCCAUUUUGGUUUGGCAAACAUCUUCAUGUCACUGUCAAUAUGCUCUAUUGAUUUGACGGAAAUGGUAUUAAAGCUCCAAGCAGUGAUGAACGUGCCCUCGCAAAGCCUUGUAAGAUUAUUAAACUUUGGCACUGUGUCCCGCCCACAUUAAAAUGGAAUUGGUAGAAAAAGCCUGGCAAUUUGGCUGCUUGGGUUAUGACUAAUUUAGGAAUAAACUCUAAUUGGAGUAAGGAAUUGGCCUACAAUGGUUACUUCUAACUGAAAAUUGACUCUUUGUGUUACAAUAGACGAUCCAGUUUCAUGACGGUUGUUGAUACUUGGCCAAUUAAUUCACUACCACACGUCACAAGAAUCCCCUUCUUUCACGCGCCACAGAAUAUUGUGUUCUAUAGCUACGUGAACACUGAACUUACAAAAUAAAGAUGACAUUAGCAUCUUUUAUCAAUAAAAAACAACUUUUUUUCGUUUAGUUAAGAGCAGUUAACCAUAAACAGCAUUGUUUAUGACUGCUAGCAAAUGAGUUAAUCAACCCUUUUCAAAUCAGAAAAAGAAAAAAUGCCAUGUUUUUAAUUUGCCAAUUUGUAAUAAUAAUUUUAAAUUUACAACAGAUUAUAACAGUAUUGCCAUUCAAACUUUUUUCCCCCCAUUUUUGGGCGGGCGAGGGGGAGUUUAACACUACAAAAACAACGUAUUGUAAAACUUAUCUCUAUCUUUUAGUUGAUGCGUUAAGGGACCAUAAAAAAGUGUCAUUAUUUUCCUGUUUUUGUUUUUUAAUUGAAUGCCCUGCUAAUCAGUUUUCAGAUUUUUUUUUUCCUGAAAAAUAUCCAAAUCCAAAAUUGAAAUUGGUGUCGUGGGAUUACAUUUUUAGCUAGCCAGGAGUUAUGAAGUUUUCAAGUGUUUUUGUGGGGUUUGGGUCCACAACAACCUCAAUGCAGAGAGCAAUUGAAACAUGUUUUUUUGAUUGUCAGAGUCUGAAUUCAAAUUUUAAUUGGGGUUUCUGUCAGAACACAUACCUUAGUCGUGUUUCUGAGAAUAGCCCACAAGAUAAUAAAAAUAAAAAUAAAAUAUACUUGUGAAAAAGUUUUCAGCAUUAAAACUCCCAAAAAGGCAGUUUAUGGGAAAAGUAACAAAGAGAUUCCAAAGCGGACCUAAUAAUCGAGUGGCUAAACUCAGGGUUGAGACUGCUAAAUAACAUAUUGAAAGUCACUCCCACAAGCAGGAAAGUUGCCUUCAGCAUGAUGACUAACAGAUUUGAUUUGUAACUGUCUUAGCUCAAGGGAUUCUCCUUCCCACUUGCUUGAAUGUAGGACGGAAGCAGCUUUGCGCUAAAAUGCCGACCUUUCCUCAUCACUUUACCAGGGUCCUCGAAGAUGAAGUUUACCUGCAGAUUGUGCUAAAUCCCUGCUAUAAACUGAUCUGAGCUGUGCAUGUAUAUGGCUGCCCUCCUGUUAAUUUGUGCCAUUUUCUUAUGUAAAUAAA
Molecule: messenger RNA, 3350 nt
Organism: Corythoichthys intestinalis (scribbled pipefish)
Lineage: Eukaryota; Metazoa; Chordata; Actinopteri; Syngnathiformes; Syngnathidae
Gene: arpp19a
Product: cAMP-regulated phosphoprotein 19a
Exons: 3
Coding region: 131-484 (117 amino acids)
Cellular component (GO): cytoplasm
Molecular function (GO): protein phosphatase inhibitor activity
Source: RefSeq, a predicted model, not a curated record